AUGCUGGUGUUGAUUCUAGUGGCGGCUGCGAUGUUGUGGCUCUUCCCGUUGGCCACAGCUCAGCCCCUGUGCCGUAUUCACACGGUGAGGACGGGAAAGACACUUCAUGUUGGACAGCAAACUCGAGGGGACCUCCUAUAUUUUUCAUCUAUGAAAACACUCUUGAUAAAACAUCCUUGCAAAAAAAGAACAGCCCUGUAUCUAGGACGACAACUUUUUUUCACAAGAAAUAACUUUGAGAGUAGUCUCCUUCCAUUCUCCAUCCCUACGUGGAUGCAGGUUGGCACGCCAGAAGUAACAUCAGCACAUUUUGCUGGUUCGGUAUUGCUGUUAGUGGUGAAUAAAAGAGUCUAUAUUUAUGAGUAUGAAGAUGAUUCCUGGGAGGCAUCUAUAGGCUUAAGACACCCCGUUUCACAUGUCACUGGUGAGAAUUGUUGCUAUGAUGAUCAUCCCUUUUGCGCGGAUAUAAGUGAUUCCAUUUUUGCUUAUUUGCGCGGAGCUGAGAUAUCUCAGACCACUAUAUAUAUCUCAGAAACCUGGGGAUACAAAUUUCACAAGUAUGUCCAUGAAAGACAGACGGCACAAGUCGGGGCUCUGGGUGGGAUCUUCCACCUGCACUCCCUGUCGCAGGUCGGGCUGCUCGCCUCCGACCAAGGCAAGGCCAAGUUUGUGUACUCGGACCACCCACUGAACCAAAGUUUUGGGCUGCCCUUUGACUACAAUGGGACUCUUGACAUCCUCAUCGUCCCAGGCCAGAAAGGUUUUCUGAUCUUCUGGUUUGAGAAGAGCCUGUUAGCUUCCCGAAAUGCAGGUCAGCUCGUCAACCCCGUGCAGGUGCAAGAAGGGUCACACACUGUGUAUUCUUCUGUUUUUGAAACCAACAUCACCAUCCACAGCGUGGCUGCCAAUGAAAAUGAACUAGCAGUUUUAACUCGGGAGAGUAAUUUGUAUUAUGGCAGCUUGGGAAUCCUGACAAAUUUCAUGAUCAAAUUUGCACACCAAAAUGUCUGGUCCCAAGAGUCAGCCCUGAUGUUCAAUAACCUGGGGAUGCUUGAAAUCCUGACCCCACUUCCUGAUUCGGUUUUUCCAGCUUUUGAUUUCCAGAAGUGCCUUGUGAAUAUCCAGGCAGUUCUCAUGGACCCCCAACUCCAAGUUGAUGUAUGCAAAGUAGAACUUCUGCAAGGAGAAUUUGAAAACAAAAUGUAUGUCAUUGAUAUGAACAGCAAGUUGGAGUUGACCGCCCUGAUGAUACCCAGGCCGGGCAUGUCACUGAUCCCACUCGCGGUGGUGAGCAACCCACACUCUGUGGGGCUGCAGGCCAUCGCAUAUGAGGACGGCUACACCUACGGAGGGAACACGAAGCACAAGCUGAACAUCUCCCUGAGGCAGCAGCACCACUCCGGCAGGGCUGACCCCAACUUCACCUCCAGCAUAAAGAGACCCACAAUCUCCACCAUCACUCUGGACAUAGCCAACAAGGAAAUUUCAUGUGUGGACCUCAAGCCACUGACGGCUCUCAUUUCCGUUGGUUGUGACCUGAAGAAAAAGAUUGUCAUUCAGAACAAAAUCUCAGCCUGUUACAAAGGCAUCCUCGAUCCAGUGGCCCUUCAGGACAAUUACACCUAUGUCAUUGAGAAGGAAGCCUACGACCCCCAAUUCCAGGGGAAAGUGGCCAACAAGGACUUGGUGGUGAACUACCAUUACGAGGAGCUGGGCUGUCCCCUCCUCGUCUUCUACGACACCCCAUGGAAGCCUGUGGUGGAACUAUGGCGGGAAGAAAAGUUCCAGGAGGUUGUGGAGGCAGAGUAUGUCUUGCUGGAGCUGAACGGACUGUUCACCUACACAUACUCCCUGACGGCAGGCACGGCGCUCUGCAGGGCCCAGCCGCAGAACUGGACCUCCGUCAUGCGGAAUUCCAGCGAGGAGCGGCCCUUUGCCUGGGACCGAGAGAACUAUGUGAGCUGCCAUGACCCCCGCAACAAUGCUCCCCUGAAAUGGCCAGAGGUCCCCUAUCAGAUCUUGGGAGGCCGAACGGCAAACAAGGUCAUUUUCAACCAAAGGAACGGAAUUUAUAUCUUCUUCAUUUCUGUCGUGGAUCCAUACUACAGGUGCACUAUGCCCAUCUCCAUCAUGAGUGGACCUGUUUCCAGUUACCUGUGUGCCGAGUGGGCACUGUCUCCCACCUCCUCGCCCAGCCCCCAUCCCUCACCACCAGGCACCCUCACCUCCAUCCAGCACCUGCCCCUCACAUCUGCCUGA
This is a messenger RNA of Phyllostomus hastatus (greater spear-nosed bat), 2259 nucleotides long. It is a transcript of the gene CATSPERD, whose product is annotated as cation channel sperm associated auxiliary subunit delta. Lineage: Eukaryota; Metazoa; Chordata; Mammalia; Chiroptera; Phyllostomidae. The transcript has 22 exons. Gene Ontology annotation, cellular component: CatSper complex; sperm principal piece. Gene Ontology annotation, biological process: flagellated sperm motility; sperm capacitation. The coding region runs from base 1 to 2259 and encodes 752 amino acids. The record is from RefSeq and is a predicted model, not a curated record.